GAUGUAUGCAAUGAAAUAUAUGAACAAGCAGAAGUGUGUAGAAAGAGAUGAAGUGAGGAAUGUCUUCAGAGAACUUCAGAUCAUGCAGUGCCUUGAACACCCAUUUCUGGUCAAUCUAUGGUAUUCUUUCCAAGAUGAAGAAGACAUGUUUAUGGUUGUAGAUCUGCUCCUGGGAGGAGAUCUCCGCUAUCACUUGCAGCAGAAUGUGCAUUUUAGUGAGGAGGCUGUGAAGCUUUAUAUAUGUGAAUUAUCCCUGGCCCUGGAUUACUUACAGAAGCACCACAUCAUUCACAGGGAUAUCAAGCCAGAUAACAUCCUGCUGGAUGAACAUGGACACGUGCACAUUACAGAUUUUAAUAUAGCUACCAUUGUCAAAGGAUCUGAAAAAGCUUCAUCCAUGGCCGGUACAAAGCCUUACAUGGCUCCAGAAGUUUUCCAAUCGUUCAUGGAGGUGGGGCCCGGAUACUCAUACCCAGUAGAUUGGUGGUCAUUAGGGAUUACAGCCUAUGAACUGCUCAGAGGUUGGAGGCCUUAUGAAAUUCAUUCGACUACUCCAAUAGAUGACAUUCUCAACAUGUUCAAGAUAGAAAGAGUGCGUUAUUCUUCCACAUGGUGUAAAAACAUGGUGGCGCUACUUAAAAAGCUUCUUAUGAAGGACCCAGAGUGCCGCUUUUCAUCAUUAGCUGACAUUCAGACUUCUCCGUACCUGGCUGACAUGAACUGGGAUGCAGUAUUGGAGAAAUCUAUUACGCCCAGCUUUGUUCCAAAUAAAGGAAGACUGAACUGUGACCCAACAUUUGAGUUAGAAGAGAUGAUUCUAGAAUCUAAACCCCUCCAUAAGAAGAAGAAGAGACUGGCUAAGUACAAGUCUAGGGAGGCAGCCAAAGAAAGUUGUCCACUGAACGGACAUCUGCAGCAAUGUUUGGACACCGUGAGAAAAGAAUUUAUCAUAUUCAACAGGGAGAAACUCAAACAUCAACCGGACAAGGUGGACAAGCUUCGGGCACAGAGAACAAAGCACACAGUCAGCCACACAUAAAAGCUCAAGAUGGACACACCACAAAUAAUAACAUUUUGGUCCACGGCUGUACAAAAGGAUGCAGCAGCUUUUAGACUGGAUACAAAAUGGUGGACGUUACCGGAAACCCUUUUAUUUGCAUGUCUUCAC
Bufo gargarizans (Asiatic toad) is the source of this 1168-nucleotide messenger RNA. RefSeq names its product serine/threonine kinase 32B (gene STK32B). The record is from RefSeq and is a predicted model, not a curated record. Gene Ontology annotation, molecular function: ATP binding; G protein-coupled receptor binding; G protein-coupled receptor kinase activity. Gene Ontology annotation, biological process: protein phosphorylation; regulation of signal transduction; G protein-coupled receptor signaling pathway. The coding region runs from base 2 to 1039 and encodes 345 amino acids. The transcript is spliced from 10 exons. NCBI's taxonomy places the organism in Eukaryota, Metazoa, Chordata, Amphibia, Anura, Bufonidae.